Messenger RNA from Mugil cephalus (flathead mullet), 2452 nucleotides. Its product is annotated as histone-binding protein RBBP7. The transcript has 12 exons. The record is from RefSeq and is a predicted model, not a curated record. NCBI's taxonomy places the organism in Eukaryota, Metazoa, Chordata, Actinopteri, Mugiliformes, Mugilidae. Gene Ontology annotation, molecular function: histone binding. Bases 156 to 1463 code for a protein of 435 amino acids. Gene Ontology annotation, cellular component: ESC/E(Z) complex; NuRD complex; nucleus. Gene Ontology annotation, biological process: regulation of gene expression.
CACUGCGGCGCAUGCGCAGUGCGUCUCGAGUAAUAGGGCGCUGAAAAGGAAGGAACGUAGUUCUGGACUCAACCGCAGCAGAAUUUCCAACUGAAAACGCCGUCAACAUAGUUGGAUUCUUUUCUAGCGUCGCGUCGUAUCACAGACUUUGAAACAUGGCCGAUAAAGAGGUGUAUGACGAUGCCGUGGAGGAAAGGGUCAUCAAUGAAGAGUACAAGAUCUGGAAGAAAAACACCCCCUUUCUGUAUGACCUGGUGAUGACUCAUGCGCUGGAGUGGCCCAGUCUGACUGUUCAGUGGCUUCCGGAUGUCAACAGGCCAGAGGGAAAGGACUACACGGUUCACAGGCUUGUUUUGGGGACACAUACGUCAGAUGAGCAGAACCACCUCGUGAUUGCAAGUGUCCAGGUACCAAAUGAUGAUGCCCAGUUUGAUGCCUCGCACUAUGACAGCGAAAAAGGAGCAGCCUUGGACUUUCCUGUCUUGUCAGAGUUUGGUGGAUUUGGUUCUGUAAGUGGGAAAAUAGAGAUUGAGAUCAAGAUCAACCACGAAGGAGAGGUGAACCGAGCUCGCUACAUGCCCCAGAACCCCUGCAUCAUUGCCACCAAGACUCCAACCUCUGAUGUGCUGGUCUUCGACUACACUAAGCACCCCUCUAAGCCAGAUCCGAGUGGGGAGUGUAGUCCUGACUUGAGGCUGAAAGGCCACCAAAAGGAAGGAUACGGCCUUUCCUGGAAUCCAAACCUCAGCGGCAACCUACUCAGUGCCUCUGAUGACCACACCAUCUGUCUAUGGGACAUUGGGGCCGGCCCAAAGGAAGGAAAGAUUGUUGAUGCCAAGACCAUCUUCACGGGCCACACAGCAGUGGUGGAAGAUGUUUCCUGGCAUUUGCUUCACGAAUCCCUGUUUGGCUCAGUUGCAGACGACCAGAAACUAAUGGUAUGGGACACUCGGUCCAACAACACGUCCAAAGCCAGCCACUCGGUGGAUGCUCACACUGCUGAGGUCAACUGUCUGAGCUUCAACCCCUACAGCGAGUUCAUUCUUGCCACUGGCUCUGCCGAUAAGACUGUUGCAUUGUGGGAUCUAAGGAACCUCAAAUUGAAGCUCCACUCCUUUGAGUCCCACAAAGAUGAAAUUUUCCAGGUACAAUGGUCUCCUCACAAUGAGACCAUCCUGGCCUCCAGCGGCACUGACCGACGUCUCAAUGUCUGGGAUCUUAGUAAAAUUGGGGAGGAGCAGUCUGCAGAAGACGCUGAAGACGGCCCACCAGAGCUCCUGUUCAUCCACGGUGGCCACACAGCAAAGAUCUCCGACUUCACCUGGAACCCCAACGAGCCGUGGAUCAUCUGCUCCGUGUCUGAGGAUAAUAUCAUGCAAGUCUGGCAGAUGGCAGAGAACAUCUACAACGACGAGGAGCCAGACAACACCCCUGCAUCAGAGCUGGAAGCUCAGGGAUCCUAAACCCAGCUCUGCCCUGUCCCUGUCCCUGUCCAGGCAUGACCCCUCCUCUCCCCUGAGCUCCAGACCCAGCCCAGUCUGUCCUGUCCCUCUCUAGUUUAUCUCAAAUUGCAAACUGAACAAUGUCAGGAGUUGGAGGCGGCUCAGACUCCAGUCUUGCCAAUCGAGAGAUGGAUUCAGUCUCCUGCUGCUUACACUUCACUGUGGCCCUGCCUGGUACCCAAAAGCACUUAAGCACUUGCAGUAGAUAAAGAUUAGAAACGCUUUCCCUGCUCAGGUGGUCGUAUUUCCGUUUUAUGUGGAAUGACAUGUUGACGUGAAGGGCCUUUGAAGAUUGAAGAGCUGAAAACUUUUUAUGACCAAUUCAUUACAAAGGGCUUAUGCAAGGGAAACGCAGAAGUGGAACACUGCAUUUUGACGGUGGUCAGACAGAAAACCUGUAGAUGGUAGGAUCCCUGAAACCUGGACAAUAAAUGAAGAAUGUUGGAGGGUUGAAAUGCCUUGGAGAGACCUGAUCUUGGUUAAAAGGUAGCCAUGCUCAGGGAAGCUCUUUUAUACCCUUUUUUCACCAGAGGAGCACUUGUGGCUGUUAUAUUCAUUAGAUAAUGUUGUAUUCGGGUGUCAUGUCCUUUGAAGCAUUCCCUGCUGUUUACCAUGUGUGGUACUUCAACACUUCAGUAUUUGGCUCGUGUGAAGCAUUUGUGGGAAAGUUUAUUUUUCCUAUUGUUGCUGUUGUUCCAUUAAGUCAGACUUCUUGCACUGCAAACUGCAAUAACGCUUUUGUAACUUUUCAAAAACAAGUGUGUCCUUUAUGUAAACAAACAAACAAAAAAAAGAAUGAGGAAAUAAAUCCAUAGUUUUCCAUAUCCAUAGAAAAUUCUACAAAAUGUUUAUUGAAAAGCAAGACAGGACUUUAAGAACAAUGUACAAUCAAGAAGGGUGUGUGGGCUCAUCUUUGUUUUUUUAGUAAAAAUAAAAGCUCUCCAAAGCUA